UAGACCUUGAAAUAUUUAGAUAGUCUGAUACAAAAAUAAAUAAUAAUUUAAACAAAAACGUGAUAAUAAAACAAUGACACGGUUUUUAAAACCUCUGUUAGUUUUAGUCACAAUUUUCGGAAAAAUGUCUGUAUGUGAAAAUCCGGUUGUUGUGACCACCUCCGGUCGCGUCCAGGGCCGUAUUUGGCCAAACUCGUCAUUUUACGCCUUCCAAGGCAUCCCCUACGCCAAACCACCCCUCGGAAAACUCCGGUUCCAGGCCCCGGAACCCCCGGAACCCUGGAACGGUACCAAAAUCUGUCACGAAUACGGCCCCAAAUGCCUCCAAACCGCCAAAACCGGCGGUUCAAUAACCGGAAAUGAGGACUGUUUAACUCUCAAUGUUUUUACCCAAAAUUUGGAAAACCCGAAACCGGUUUUGGUUUAUUUCCACGGGGGGGCCCAUUUGAGGGGCUCGGGGGCCGAUUUGGGGCCCGAAUACCUCAUGGAGAAACCUGUGGUGCUUGUCACUGUUAAUUUUCGGUUAAAUGUCUUCGGUUUUUUGUCCACGAAUGAUGAAAAUGCGUGGGGGAAUGCCGGGAUUAAGGAUCAAGUGAGGGCUUUGGAGUGGGUUCGGGGGAAUAUUGGGGGAUUUGGGGGGGAUGGGGCAAAAGUGACGAUUUUUGGGGAGAGUUCAGGGGCGGAUUCAGUGGGUUUGAUACAGUUGAGUCCACGAGGGAGAGGGCUGUUUCAGGGGGUUAUUAUGCAAAGUGGGUCGAGUCUCAAUUCCAGGUAUUUGCAACGAAAUCCUUUGAAUUUUGUGAUGAAUCUUGCCAAUUUUUUUGGGAUUAAUUGCGAUAAUACCAAAAAUAUGGUUGAGGGGUUGCGAAAUAUUGAGGGGGAGGAGUUGGUAAAGGCCUCAAAUUCGACCAAAGCUACGGGCCAUGAAACUGAUCUAAGGGCUUCAGCCUUUUAUCCAGUAAUAGAAGCCGAAAAUAAGGACGCAAUUAUAACCCAAAGUCCCUUCGAAUUGCUCAAAAGUGGGAAUUUCAACAAAGUUCCUUUUAUUGUUGGUUACAACUCAAAUGAAGGCACUUUGGGACUAAAUAUCGUGAAAAACUUCAUGAAAAUUGACGAUUUCGACUCAAACUACGAACUAUUCUACCCUCAAUCUUUGAAUAAUGUUGACAAAAGUGAAGAAAUUGGGUCAAAAGUCCGGGAAUAUUUUUUAGGGGAUGACACUGCAAAAAACACUGAAAAAUUUUCAAAAUUUUUGGGCCAAGACCUCCUAGUGCGUGGCAUUCGCAAAAGCCUUGAUUUUUUCACCAAACACUCUGAGGGCUAUUUUUACAAAUUUGUGUACCAGGGGACCCACACGGGCCCCCACCCCGGAGUGGGGCACGCUGAAGAGCUGCAAUAUAUCUUCACCAAAAAUGGGACAACUGAAAAUUUGACUGAAAAUGAUGUUUUGACAAGGAGACGGAUGGUGGAAAUGUGGACAAAUUUCGCAACUCAUGGAGCCCCAAUUCCGGGAAAGCGACUCUUGGGUGAGGCAGUUUCGUGGGAAAAGUGCAACGAGACGAUUGCGUUUCUUGAAAUUGGGGAAAAUCUGAAAUUGGGGGAAAACCCAGAUUUUGAGGAGUACCAAUUUUGGGAAAAACUGUUCAAGAAUUAUGGAAAACCGCCAUUUCAGACGUACUAAUCCUUUUUGUGCACAAAAUUUAUCAUUUCUUGAAAAAAGUAAAAAUUUGUAAAAGUG
Messenger RNA from Tribolium madens (black flour beetle), 1738 nucleotides. Its product is annotated as juvenile hormone esterase-like. The record is from RefSeq and is a predicted model, not a curated record. Lineage: Eukaryota; Metazoa; Arthropoda; Insecta; Coleoptera; Tenebrionidae. Bases 74 to 1681 code for a protein of 535 amino acids. The transcript has 6 exons.